Molecule: messenger RNA, 2745 nt
Organism: Sinocyclocheilus rhinocerous
Lineage: Eukaryota; Metazoa; Chordata; Actinopteri; Cypriniformes; Cyprinidae
Product: mediator of RNA polymerase II transcription subunit 29-like
Exons: 4
Coding region: 41-1300 (419 amino acids)
Biological process (GO): regulation of transcription by RNA polymerase II
Cellular component (GO): nuclear body
Source: RefSeq, a predicted model, not a curated record
AGGACAUGGACAUCUUUUGCCACAGCGUGUGCAAAGGGGGAUGCCUGCUGGUGGUAUCGUGCCUCACUGCAGAGAUGAUCAAGGUGCAGGAAUGGUGCCACCUCUUCAGGACCCUCCUUCAGCAGUGCCACGGCAGCCCCAGGGCAGCAACUACAACAUGAUGCUUAAGAAUCAGCUAAUAAACAAACAGCUUCAACAACAAGAAAAGCAAAGGCAUAUGGAGCAAAUGAAUGGAGGGCAUAUCACAGACUGCCAACAGGCGGCACCAUUUCAAGGUCCAGGUCGACCACUCCCUCCAGAGUGUAGUGGAUAUCCUCUGGGAGCUUCUCAACAACCGAAUUCCUCCAUGCUGUCCCAUAGCGGCCCUUUACCCUCAAAUCGAAUGGGUCUUUCCUCCAGCUCACUCUCCCAGAUGGGCCCGUCGGUUGGAGGAUACAUGUGCAGCAAAGGUUCCAAACAACCCCUCUGCCACCCGUCGCAAGACUUUGGAAUGGCGAUGCAGCCUGGCCAGAGCAUGAUGGGAAUGGGUGGCCCUCCACGUCAACCGCUACACCCGGCUCACGCUGUGACGCGACCAGGAAUGCCAUGUCCAAACCUACCAGGCGGUCCUGUGCCGACCCACCACCUGCAGCAGGUGCUGCACCAAGGCGGAGCUCUUCAGUCACAUAUGAUGUUCCCAUCUCAGCAGCAGCAGCCCACCUCACAGUCCCAGCUCUGGCAGCACCAACAAGGGGUGCAACCACAUAUGGACCCUGGGAACCACCAACAUCCCUUUCCCGCCGGAGGAGCCCUACCUGGAUGCCGAGGUCCUCAGUUUCCACAGCGAUCCGGCAUGGCAGGUAUGCCAGCCAACUUCCCUGGUUCCCGUCCUCCUGCAAAUCAAGUAGCCCCUGGUUUGGUUAGCAGACAGGACCAGAAGAUGCCCACCACCCAGCCACUAUCCUCCAUGUCCCAACAGAACUUCAGAAUGCGAGGUCCUCUUUCCGCUCUAGCUGUUAUGAAACCAGGAGGACCGUCCAUGAUGCACCCUGCCCAUGGGAUGGCGCCUCCUAGUUACCAGACUGCUUCCGCAGGGAAACACUGUUCACCGCAGUGCUACAACCCCGGAGAUAAACUGCCUUCCUAUGACUACACACCACAGCAUCAGAGCAAUAGGGAGAUGGCAACGAGGCUACAAGGACCUGGAGGGGGAGGUGGUCGCGGUGCGGAAGUGGACUUCAUAGACACUCUGGUGGGCAACAACGAAGACUGGCUGAACAAUCUCACCAUGAUUGAUGAAUACCUUGAGCAAAACUCAUAGGGACUGAUCAAGAGCGUCCUAGGUUUGAAAAUCACUACACACAGUGCCAGAAUGGGGCCGUGGGGUCAUCGCUCUGUAAAGGCGCGUUCACACCAAGAGCGCUAACUAUAACAAGAACUAUAUUAGUGUCCACACCAACGGACGAUAAUAUUCUGUUCCUUAUAAGCUUGCAGCUACAUUGUCUGCUUUUGUAAGACUCUGACUUUUCUGAACUUUUCUGGAAAGUUCGCUUUGGCAAGCUGUUUCGAACUCCAAACAAACUUUGUUUUGGCCUAAUUUUGUUCUAAAUAACGAAGUAUAUUAGGUCCUUUAAAUACGUAAGCUCUUUAAACUUGUGUGGUAUCUGAUUGGCUUAAAAAAAACUUUUUAGUUUAUCAUUAUAGUUAUCAUCUUUGGUGUGAACGAACCUUAAAGUCUUAAAGCGUUUUUUUCUCAUGGCUAGCAUUAGUGAGAAUGUAUCAGUGGAAAUGAGGCACUGCUAAACCUCCUGAAAUGGCUUUGGCCGUCAUUAAACUGGCUUAUAUUAUAAGAUGCCCUUUCCUUUUCUCUAUGGUUGCUCUUCCAGUGCUCUCUGCGCUGUUUUAGGAUAAUAUUGUAAUUAUUGUCAAAUGUAUUAUGGAGUGAAACACUGAUUGAUGAAAACAUGGGCUUUGCUCAGCAGUGUAAAGAAAGUUCUCAUUCGGUUAAAGGGGUAGUUCACCCAAAAAUGACAAUUCUGUCAUCGUUUACUUACCCCCAUGUCGUUCUAAACAUGUAUGACAGAAGACAUUUUGAAGAACAAUUUUUGUCUGUACAAUGAGAGUUAAUGGGGUUUAAAACAACACUGACUUUCAUUGUAUGCACAAAAACACUUUUUCUUACCUGCUUUGCAUGGGGUGAGUAGAUGACAGAAUUGUCAUUUUUGGGUGAACUGUCCCUUUAAUGCAAUGUGAUAACAGUAUUGUUGGCAGUCUCAUGCCAGACCAGGCUCAUAUGUGCAGCUUUUCAUUCUUGCUAUUUGAAAAGCGUAUGAAAUAAUUUCUGUGAUGAACUAUUUGAGGGUAUUUCAAAAGGGGCUUGUCCUGUACAUAAAGGAUUUUGUAAAAUAUGGUUUCUUAAACUGUAACAUACAAAAGAGAAGUACACAUAUUUAUGCUUCUUUUCUGCUGAUGAAUUCUUCAGAAUUUCUGUGUAAAUAAUUAUUAAAAGAAUAAAUAAAACAAAAAUGCAAUGAUGUAAAGAAAUGAGUGUCACAUUGAAAUUGCAAAUUAAAUAUUUUACACAAAGCAACUCUAUUGUAAUUUGUAUUAUGCAAGACAGUAUGGUUAGUUUUGGAGUAAUACUGUGUAUUACAAAGGUGAAAAAUGUGUUAUGUUUUUGACAUAACUGGACUUCUGGUACUCCAGUCUGGCUUAAGAAGUUUUUUUUGUUGUUUUUUACGUUUUUAAAUUGUGAGUACAAUGUUU